AUUGUAGUUAUGUUGACCUACGGUUAAGCACUUUUACAGGUGGGUGCUCCAAUUUCUCAGAGGUUUUGUGCUAAUUGCCAGUAUUGCUCUUUCAGUCACCUUUUUAUCUGUUAGAUUUGGUUUAUUUGUUAACUUCAAACAAUCAUAUUAUCGCCUAUUAAUUUUUGUUCGAUGGCCUAUUUUGCUUCAUGCGUUUGACCUUUAUUGGCUCGAUCAGAAACUCUUUUUCAAUCAACUUGGCUUGCACUGCGUUAACCUACCACUACUACAGGUUCCACUACUGUGGCUAUUUUUAUUAUUAUUUUAUCUGUUAUUGUUGUUGUUGCUGUCCGUGAUGAGAGUAAACUAUUAUGAAACCUAUUGCAGAAUAGAUAGAAGAGUUUUUUGGCCAUAGGACAUUUUUACAUCGGCCACAUUUUAACGUAACACAACAGAAAGGUACAAACGCAGAGAAGAUCAUCACAGUCAUGGCGGAGGAGGAUGAACUGUAUAACUUCCUUCGCAAUCGUGGAGUGCCAGAGGACACGUUAAAUCGCAUGAUUGAGCAAAAGAUUGACCACUCAACAGUAAUAACAAUGGAUGACAACACAUUGGAGAGAUUCCUGCCAGCCCUUGGUGAUAGGGUUGCAUUAAGGCAUUACUGUGACAAUGGCAACCACGUUAAGCAAUCUAGAAAACUAAGUCUUUUAGAAAAACUAAGGAAGAAAAUGAAGCUUGGACAUGCCUCAAACUUCUCAGAGGAUGCCGGUGAAAAGGAGGAAUGUGGGAGCACAAGAAAGUCAAUGAUUGGAAACAAAAAUGCUUACAAAGACACAAGACGGAUUGAACUUGGAUGGAUACACAAUGGAAAACAAGUUCGAACAAAAUGUGGUGGUGGGACAAGAAAGCUGUCUGUUCCGAAAACUGCUGGUUAUGAUGACCUCAUCGAGCUGGGAAAGGAGUUGUUUUUUCCUCUGGGGCAGUCAAAGAAAGGUCCUCAAGUCAGUUUCUCUUUCAAAAUAUAUGAUUUUCAAGAGUGUGAAAUGCCCCAUGAUAUCACUGUAGGAGGGCUGUAUGAAUCGGUUAAACUGGGAAUACUGAGAUUCUACUUGGUAUCACUUGAUCUUGAAGAAUCUGAAGCUUCUUUGGACGAUCUUGAAACUUCAGACACACCAUCAGAACAACAACAUGAUGACUGCUACAUAACAGGCGAGACCUAUUUGUCAUCUGAUGAUGAAAUACAGUUUGGUCCAGUGGAGGAUCCUGACUACACAUCUGACGAUACUCUUUACAUAGAUGCACAUCAAGAAGAGAUACCAUCCCAGUCAAGAGACGUAACACAUGUGGUAACACAUCAAGAAGAGAUACCAUCCCAGUCAAGAGACGUAACACAUGUGGUAACACAUCAAGAAGAGAUACCAUCCCAGUCAAGAGACGUAACACAUGUGGUAACACAUCAAGAAGAGAUACCAUCCCAGUCAAGAGACGUAACACAUGUGGUAACACAUCAAGAUUCUGCUCCGAAGGUGCUGAGACUGCAUCGUGUCAACAUCAUUCAUGAUAUGAUUGAACAGUUCAAAGAUGCCAGUUUUGUGGAGACCAGACUGUCGGUUGUCUUUGUUGAUGAAUGUGGCAUUGAUGCAUCUGGUGUUGCCCGGGAUGCAUAUUCAGGAUUUUGGGAAGCUUUUUUCCUGAAUUGUGCAGAUGGGGAAACUGACUGUGUCCCAGCACUUCAGCCUGAGUAUGGAAAAGAAGAAUGGGAGGCAGUAGGUAGAAUUCUACUAAAAGGGUACCAGGAUCAUGGAUUCUUUCCAGUGAAGCUGUCUUUGGCCUUUGCAGUCUGUCUCCUUCAUGGGGAGAACAAAGUGACACCAGACAUGCUGAUUGAAUCUUUUCUGAGGUUUGUCACGCCAUUUGAGAAAGACAUCAUCAGCUCUGUGCUGGAAGGAAGAGAGUAUGACAUGGAUGACCUACUCGACAUACUUUCCAGAAUGGGUGGGCACGCUGUACCUGAUGGAGAUGCCAUAAAGGACACCAUCAUACAGACUGCGCACAAACAACUAAUACAGGAGCCAAUGUAUGCUCUUAAAAUGAUGGCUGCUAGUGCUCAGUGUACUUUAAAAAGUCUGCUUCCAACUGUGUCUGCAGUUUUAGCACUUUAUGAAUCCAAAAUUCCAACAGCAAAAGGCAUUAUUGCGUUGCUUAAACCCAAUGAGAAACAACCUUCUCACAGCAAAACAAUGCAGUUUUUAAAGCUGUUCAUUCGAUCACUUGACAAAGAUAAACUGCAUAAAUUUCUGCGCUUUACCACUGGGGCUGAUGUUAUUUGUGUUUCACACAUUGAUGUUGAGUUUACAGAUGUCAGAGGUUUACAAAGGUGUCCAGUGGCACAUACAUGUGGUCCACUGUUGCAGAUACCCUGCACUUACAGUACCUACUCUGAAUUUCGAAGAGAGUUUGGGAGUGUCUUAGAUGCCAACUACUUGAAAAUGGAUCUGUUGUAAAGCUGACAAUAGCUUGUAAGGUAAAUUAUGUGCAUGUCCAGCUAAACUACAUUUUGAAAAUGUUCUCCAGGUAUGGCAGUGGUAAAGGCUUAUAUAUUGUGUUCAUUUGUGUUGUAUGGGACAAACUUAAAGACAUCAUGGGUCUAAUAAGACAUUUCUGUUUUGAAAACCAUACAUUGUCAAACAUUUCUUUUUGUUGGCCUUAGACAUUUCAGUGUUACCUAAAUAUGAGUCCCAGAAGUUCAUGUUACAAUCCCACUAGUGUUUUAAUAUGUACCAGUUGUGUUCUUAUAAGGCAGUUUUAGAAUUUAUUUGAACCAGGAAUACAGAUGGCCUACCUGCAAUACUAUUUCAUCUUGUGUUAUAUGACCUUAUGUCAGUACCUCUUGGUAAAUAAAUAGGCUGUCUUUGAAGCUCUUUUAUUUUAUUAUAACGUAUGCAUUAUACAUUGACAGAUCUAUAAGUAAAGACUUUAAAACAAAAGUGAUUUAAAAUCUACAAUUUACAAUACCAUGUCCAAGUGUUGUAAAAUAUGGCUACAUAACCUUAGAAUUGAAAUCACAGGCUCCUACUCAAAUACAACUUAAAAUUCUAUAAAAAUUACGCAAUUUAUUAAUUUACCAGAUUACACUACAUGUCUUUCCUUCCAAAUAAAUUGUAAAGACAAAUCACAACACACGUAGUAUCUCUUGCCUAAGCCUAAUGUACAGGGUUCUGGCACUCUCUGCAUCCUCUGGGGCACUGAGAUGAAGUUCAUCCAUUAUAAGACAACAAAGUUCAAAAACUGUGUCGUCACAGGGAUGCGUCGGUGUAACACACUCCUCUUGGCAGUUUUGAACAUCAGCUGGGUCACACCGAAAGAUAUGAUCUACUGACCCGUAAAGAUGAGGAGCCAUAUACAUUACGGCAGGUCGUCCAUGCGGCGCAGUAAUAUUACGUUGUGUUCGGAUGCAGUGUGCAUUCCACAUCUGAGCAAAAUCGUCGAGCUCCCCCUAAGAAAAGAACAGAGACAAAUCUAGUUAUAAAAUAUACUUCAUAAAGAUACUUGUUAUAGACUACACAAAAAACGAAGUGUUUUAAGUUCCAAAUGCAAGGCUAUAACCUAAAUUGGAGAGGGAGUAAAAUCUUUGCGUGGCAGGGGGAGCUACCGCAAAAUCUGUCACUUAAAGAUAGCGUCUGGUAGCUGUAAGGCUGGUGAAAAGAGCUUGGUGAAUAUUGACCUAUUGUGCGUGUGUUCUGGCUCCCGCUGGCUACAGGCAAUACGUUUAAAAACACCUUACAUAAAAGGUCGCGAAGUAGGCGCAUACACCCGUGACGGGAACUGUGGCAGGCGCAUAUAACGGUGCCGGUGUCCUGACAUUUUAUCCUAACGUUACCCGUCAGAUUUUCCUACCAGGGUUAACUGCGCAUGCGCACAGCAAUAUCGCGUCCUUUUUCUCAUGAUAAACAACUAUAUUUAAUGUAUUUGCAUUAAUGUAAGUGUAGGUUUAGGGUUGGGGUAUGUAUAGACUUUAGUAAAACACAAUCUAAUACGUAGAAAAAAAUAUUUAUUGCUGGUUUCCUGUAAAUGUAUCCCUUCUUGCUCCCCCUGCCACGCAAAGAUGUGACAGUCAGUCUAAUUGACAAUAACAAUUUUUAUCAAUGGCAAAGUUAUAAAAUUACACUUGAAAUCCUUUUAUUUAUCUUUCUCACAUCAUUAUUUGUAUUUACGUCAAAGUUAAAAUUAAAUUUGACAUUUAAUUUAUUGGCUUUUAUCUAGGCUACCAGGGCCAGAUUUCCCGAUAACGAUUGAUCUUAGCGCUUAAGAGCGUUUUCUACGAGUAGGCUAAUUUUACGAUCGUUCGUUAUUGUUUCACGUGCGUUUCCCAAAAGUGCACUUAAAGCAAUCGCACGUAGCUGUGUUUUAGCUACUUAGGAGUCGCUAUCCGUUUGUCAAGUGCUGAAAUGUCACCUUCUUGUGCCUUUAACUUACCUGCAGAAUCGUCAUGAAGCAAAACUGCACAAGUGAUCGAUCAAGGAAAUCCCCAGUAAAGUGGCCUUCUUCUUUUAGAAUUUGAAAAAAAUUCAUCCAAAACUGGACAUUUUCCCUGCGCAGUAUACUCCACAUGCUUUCAAUCCUUUGGUUGUGAUUACUCGAACCGUAUAUGAAACUGCGGUGGUAGGCGAAGUCAUCUGUAGCAGCACGUCGAAGGAACAUCUGCAUCUGUUCAACAGCGACGUUCUCUGUUCCACGAUCAGCACGGAUCCUUUGAGGGCAUCCUCGCCUUUCUUUCACGGUUUCAAUGUAGUACGAUGCAAUCACCUUUGGGUCGCUAUUUGUAAAAGAGACUUUCAACCACAUCAGAUGCCGUGAAAACCCGUCGACACAUCCAUUUAUGCAGAGGCCAUAUGGUUUUAAUUUAUCAUAGGAAUCGAGAUGCCACAUGAAAUUUGGCCCUGGGUUGUGGUAUCUCCUCCUUUGCAGUUUUCGCGCUCGCCUGUGUGCCACUCCAACUGGAUCUAAAACACUUAAGAGCAAUCUGACCGUUUCCCUUUUCACAACAAGUCCCUCUUGAAUGCACUUCAGGUGCAUCAUCCUAUAGCCAACCAUCUGACCAGAUGUUUCAAGCUGUUGAUUUAGAAAGUAAGCAACAUCUAACACGUCAGUAAAGUCCUUCCUACGGCAAAGCCUAUUCUUCCUCAGUAUGGUUUGGAGGGUUCUAAGACACAUUAUUAUGCCAUGCUGAUGGCUAAGAACUUCGAGAAUCUCUUGGUACUGCAAACCCAAAUAGAAAUAAAAACCUACAAUCCGAUUUAUAUCCAUAACAGGUUAACAAUCUCUUUACCUCCACGACUUCUCUAGACCUACAUAGAUAGGACCUCAAAUGUUUGCCCUAUAUAUUUGCCCGACGUAAUUUAGUGAUAUGAACGGCUAUUGCAAGAAUGCAGUGCAAGCCAAGAUGAUAGAAUAGGGAGUUUCUGAUCGGGCCAAUAAAGGUCAUAAAGUACAAGAGGCCAUCAACAAUUAAAUAUCGUAAGUGCUACCAUAAGAAGGAUUAGGCGAUUGGCUGGCGCUCUCUGGCAGCGGCACGUCGCAGCGCCACUUCCACAGACUUAAAUUCUCUUUUCCAACAAUGAAUGCUUUCUAGUAUUAUAAAUAUAUUUCCACUGUUUUUUAUUAUAAAAUAGAAGGGAAAAAGCUGUUUGCAAGGAAUUUUUGAAAAUUAGGCAUAGUUUUGCAACAACAACAGCAACAAAAAAGGUUAUUAGGCCUGCAGUUAAAACAUUUUGCUACACUCACCAUAGUUUAAGCAUGCUAUUUGUAGUAAAACCGAUUGUAAUAAUAAUUAAAAAAAAAAAACAUUUCAUUUCUUUAUGAUCCCACAUUUGCACAUUUUCAUUUUUGUACUUUACAAAAAUUACAAAUUACAAAAAUUCUAUAUACAUACUUAAUUGAACUGCCAAAUUGCCAUUCUUAACUUUAUUAAUUUGCAUGCCAAAACUUACACAACCUCAAAGCUGCGCGGUACAUUUACAUUUAAUAAUUUAGCAGACGCUUUUAUUCAAAGCAACGUACAAAUGAGAACAAUAGAAGCAAUCAGACCAACAAGAGAACAACAAGAGUAUACAAGUGCCAUGACAAGUCUAGUUAGUAUAGCGCAGUACGCAUACCUGUUUAUUUUUUUUAAUGAAAAGAAAAGAAAAGAAAAGAAAAGAAAAGAAAAGAAAAGUAAAGAAAAGAAAAGUUAAGAGCUAGUAUUAGUUGGUCAAGUGCUGGCGAAAAAGAUGAGUCUUUAGAUGUCUUUUGAAAAUGAGUAAAGACUCAGCUGUUCGAAUUGAGAUCGGGAGGUCAUUCCAACAGCUGGGCGCAGUCCAGGAAAAAGUCCGUGAGAGUGAUUUGAACCUCUUUGGGAUGGCAACACAAGGCAUCGUUCACUUGCAGAGCGCAAACUUCUGGAGGGCACAUAAGAUUGAACUAAUGAGCCUAGGUAUGUUGGCGCCGUACCAGUGGUCGUCUUGUAAGCAAGCAUCAGUACCUUGAAUUUGAUGCGAGCGGCUACUGGUAGCCAGUGUAACCUGAUGAGGAGAGGAGUAACAUGCACUAAAAAAAAAUGGUUUUGUGGCACUGUUUCGUUGUACACAGAUAUUUUUUUUUAUAAAACAACACAAAUAUAUUUCGUUUUCCGUCAAAACACCAUUGUAUUGUGCUUAAUCAACUUAAACUGUUUAAUUUUCCAUUUUACUUAAUUAUCAAUCGUUAAACUAACUUCAUUUCGUCAAUCAAAAAAAACGGAUGUGACGAUUUCUAACGCAUUUGAUGAUGACGGCGCGGAGGAGCUGCAAUGGCGUCAAUCAGAACACGAAGUACCAGUCAGAUUUGUGCAGAAUUUGAGACAUACAUAAUUACCAUAGGCCCAUUAGAAUCAACAAUCUUUGCCAAGUUUUAAGUUUUCCACACUGCAAAACUUAUGAAGAUGUUUGCAUACUGAAGAAGAGUCCUUGGACAUAAUUAAACCCCCUCGGUGCCCACUACACAGAAAAAAAUGAAAGGCUAAAUUUCGUUGUUUGCAUCUUCAGACUAAUGAAAUUGAAGUAUCCAAAUGAAGACCCUAGCAGUAUGGACUAUAUGAUGAGUUUUAUUUUUAUUUUUUUCAAGGUUAAUAAAUGCUUUGUAAAAGUUAAUACACAAGAAUUUGAGUACUCCAUCCUUUUAAAUACUUCUAGGAUACAGGCGUUGCCAGCAAUCAGCAGGUGAUCCAGAAGACUCGUGGGAAUCUAUAUGAAGGUGCAUCAUUGAAGACAGCCCAGCAGAUGUUAAAGUGUUGGAAGAUAAAGUUCUUCAGGACCUUAGCAGUUUAUACUAUGCAAAACCAUGUUGCUGGGACUGAUAUAUGGACUGAACUUGAGCAACCCUCCUGAACUCAGGUACACAUUUGGAGUACUGAAGAAGUUAUUUCUGGAGCCAGUUCCUGUUCCUGGAAUAAGGUUUGAUUGGUUACCCAUGAAUGCCAAUUAGAAAAUGACAGUAGUUUGAUAUUUCUGCUAUUUUGUGUAAUUUUGUAAUGUGGUUUCAACUGUAUUCAACUGUGUGUAAUUAUUUAUUGCUUUAUACACUUUGAUCAUUUGUGACAUCUUGUCUUUUGACUCAUUACAAGACAAAUAAAUCAAAAAUGCUUUGUUGAAGGGAGUAACUUUAAAUAGAAAACAUUUAAAGUAACUAGAACUAAUUGGAUGGAACCACUGUCCAUAAUUGAAUUAAGUUAGUUUAAAGAGUCAUUAAAACAAGUAAAGCAUA
Carassius auratus (goldfish) is the source of this 7758-nucleotide messenger RNA. RefSeq lists its product as uncharacterized. Lineage: Eukaryota; Metazoa; Chordata; Actinopteri; Cypriniformes; Cyprinidae. The coding region runs from base 468 to 2483 and encodes 671 amino acids. The transcript has 5 exons. Gene Ontology annotation, molecular function: ubiquitin-protein transferase activity. The record is from RefSeq and is a predicted model, not a curated record.